AUGGGAGGGUGUCUCGGGAAGAAGGGCGGGCCGAGCACGAAGGAGGUUGCAGGGUACCAGAACGUUCGCAAGCACAAGGGAUCAAGGGAGGCGACGUGGCAGCAGACGGGAAUCGUGGGUCUGGUGGACGCACGACUCAACGCGCUCCCAGCGGCCGUGUACCGCCUGGGCUCCGUCGCAACGGUAGUCAACGCGACGAACAACAGCAUAUCUACAUUGUCGCCGGAAAUCGGAUCCCUCACAGCCCUCAAGAAGCUGCAUUUGGGCCACAACUCGCUCGCGACGCUGCCCGCAGCCCUCGCGUCGUGCACCAAGCUUCAGCUCCUGGACCUGUCGUACAACAGGGCGCUCGCCGCGCUGCCGGACGGCCUCGCCGCGCUGGCGCAGCUCCGGACCCUCAAGCUGCGCGGCUGCGCUCUCCGGGCCCUGCCCGACAGCAUCGGGGCUCUACGGGAGCUCCAGAGCCUCGACGUGUCAGACCAGGAGGGACGCGCGCUGCGGAGCCUGCCGGACUCGAUCGGCGGGUGCGCGAACCUCGAGGAGCUCCUGUGCGGCAACAACUCGAUCGAGGUGCUUCCCGUGGCGAUCGGCCGGCUGCAGCGGCUGAAGACGCUGGACGUGCGGAACAACCACGUCACGGAGGUGUCGGGCGACAUUCUGAGCCACUGCGGCGCACUGCAGCUCAUCAACCUGCACGACAACCCCAUCAGCGCUGCCGUGUUCGUCCAGACGCCGGGGUACGCCGAAUUCGAGGCGCGGCGAAAGCAGCGCUUCGACAAGGUCAUCGAGGGCGGCGCGCUGCUGGGGCCGUCCGGGCUCGACGAGGGCUUCAAGCGCGACCUGAAGCCACAAGGCUAG
Pedinophyceae sp. YPF-701 is the source of this 858-nucleotide messenger RNA. The record is from the annotation of a GenBank genome assembly. Lineage: Eukaryota; Viridiplantae; Chlorophyta; Pedinophyceae.